Messenger RNA from Thalassophryne amazonica, 2718 nucleotides. RefSeq names its product inositol polyphosphate 5-phosphatase K (gene inpp5ja). Gene Ontology annotation, molecular function: phosphatidylinositol-4,5-bisphosphate 5-phosphatase activity; phosphatidylinositol-3,4,5-trisphosphate 5-phosphatase activity. Bases 320 to 2656 code for a protein of 778 amino acids. Lineage: Eukaryota; Metazoa; Chordata; Actinopteri; Batrachoidiformes; Batrachoididae. The transcript has 13 exons. Gene Ontology annotation, biological process: phosphatidylinositol dephosphorylation; negative regulation of peptidyl-serine phosphorylation. The record is from RefSeq and is a predicted model, not a curated record. Gene Ontology annotation, cellular component: cytoplasm; plasma membrane; ruffle.
CACAAACAGAACAACUAGCGUGAGGUUCAAUCAGCCGUCCGGUUGUAAGGUGGCGUGAACACCAGGAUCCCCACGGGAGGCGUGGACACGUGAGGCAUGAGUUCCGGCGGCGCGCGGUGCCGCCUGCGCGCUGACCGGGGCGGUCGCUGUCCGCGGUGCUGACGCCUUCCUGCGGGCUGCUGCACGCACGCACGCACGCACGCGUCCGUGGGGCUGCACGCAAUCCACGCAUAUGUGACAGCGCUUUGAACCUGUGACAUCACCUUUGCAAUUCACCUUGGGAUUAAAACAAAUAAAGCAAAAGACGCAUAAAAGGCCGAUGGAUCAGAUCCAGCAGCAACAGAUCACCAUGGAUCCAUCUAGUCCCAAAGUGCAACCUAGGUUUUCUGGAUUUACAGAGGCUGGUCCUGGAUUGCCUUCACAGCACGCAGAUAAGGAGCCACCUCUCUUCACCCAGUCAGGGAGGCUCAAGCUAUAUUCUGGGUUGAGUCAGUUACAGACUCCACCUAAAUUCACAAACCACCUGCAGUUAAGCCAGAUAAAGUCCUGGUCCACUUCAACACCACCACCACCAACAACAGCAACAACAACAACAGGUAUCAGCCGACCCAGACCAACUGCUCUAGGAACUAAACCUGCUCCAAAACCAGACAGGAUUUCAGUGGACCCCUGCAAGGAAAUAGAUUUGAUUCCAGUGUAUAUCCCGGGACCUCAGAGUGCUAACGCCUUGCCCCACUCCCCAACAGAGUCCUCAUUCCCUCUUCAUAGUCAUCAUAGUCCCCACAGCCCUCAAUCUUACAUGAACCAACCUUCCCUGAGCCCACAUCCCAGCCUGCCCUUCCCUCCAGCCAACUCCAAACCCUGCACCAGCCCUCAGGCUCAGAGUACACUGUCUCCUGGGAACACAUCACAGAACCAAGCUUACUCAGAAAAGAUCAGUGGAGACGAGUUCAGUGUGUACAUCAUCACGUGGAACGUAGGGUCGGCUGUUCCCCCAGAUGACAUCACAUCUCUGUUUGGACCAAAUGUUUCAGAUGGGAGUGUUGACAUGUUUAUCAUCGGGCUUCAGGAAGUGAACUCUAUGAUAAAUAAGCGGCUGAAGGAUGCGCUCUUCUCAGACCAGUGGAGUGAACUUUGCAUGGAUACACUCAGCCCAUUUGGAUAUGUUCUGGUAGCAUCCCAGCGAAUGCAGGGAGUGCUGCUGCUGGUGUUCUCUAAAUUCUGCCAUCUUCCCUUCCUGAGGGGCGUGCAGACAGAGCGAACGCGCACAGGACUUGGGGGAUAUUGGGGCAAUAAGGGGGGUGUGAGCGUGAGGAUGACUGUGUUUGGCCACACGGUGUGCUUUCUCAACUGUCACCUGCCGGCUCACAUGAGGAACCUGGAGCAGCGCGUGGAGGACUUUGAAAGCAUCCUGCAGCAGCAGCAGUUUGAAGGUGGAGCUGCAGCUGGUGUGCUGGACCACGAUGUCCUGUUCUGGUUUGGAGAUUUGAAUUUCCGUAUUGAGGACUACGACAUCCACGUGGUGAAAGGCGCCAUUGAUGGAAACAAGCUGCCCCUGCUGUGGGAGCGAGACCAGCUCAACAUGGCCAAAAACACAGAAUCCAUCUUGGCAGGCUUCGUGGAAGGUCCACUCAAAUUCCCACCGACGUAUAAGUUUGACGUUGGCACUCAUACGUACGACACCAGUGCUAAGAAAAGGAAGCCUGCCUGGACAGAUCGCAUCCUUUGGCGCCUACGUCGCACCGGCUCGCCUGUUCCUACCCACAAUGCAGCACUGCAACGAGGUUUGACCUCGUGGUUGGGUGGGGCCACCAGAGUGACACAGCAUUUGUACAGAAGUCACAUGAACUACACCAUCAGUGACCAUAAGCCUGUUUCGGCGCUGUUCUCGCUACAUUUCCCAUUCAAAGUUGAGAUGCUGCUGAUCGAGUUGCAGAUGAACAAGGAGUGGUGUCAAGUCUCUGACGCUACCGUCAGACUGACUGUGGCGUCAACGUACCAACGCAGCUCGUGGGACUGGCUGGCCAUAUACAAGGUUGGAUUCAGACAUCACAAAGACUACGUCACAUACGUGUGGGUGAAAGGGGAGAAGGUAACACAGGUGACGUUUUCAGAAGAGGAUCUGCCGAGAGAUGAUGGGGAAUACAUCUUGGGUUACUACAGUCAUAAUAUGAACAGCAUUGUUGGAAUAUCAACACCAGUCCAGAUCAAGAUUCCAGUGGACAUCCCUGCGGUGCGUCGCUCUGGCAGCUUUGAUGAGAGUUCAGAAGAUGACAGCACCCUGGUUCUACUGUCUCCGAACUCCCGAAGCCCGAGCCCUAAGUCCAGAAGACUCCACCAUCGUCACCGCCGUAGCCGCAGCCCUGCUGUUCCUGCACUUUCUUCCAACCCUCUCCCUUCCCUGCAAGGCCUCAGCCUGUGCCCUCGCUCCAAGGAUGGCUCGGCGCGUAGCCGCUCACCGUGCUCUGCUGCCCGAAAGGAACGACUGGCCUCUCCCGACAUAAACCCCCUCAGUCCUCGGCGGCCUCUGUCUCCGUGCAGUGGAGUGACCGCACCAGAGGCCCUGAUCGCUGCCAUCAUGGGUGAACACAGACCUGCUCACGUCAGCACCACAGGGGGGCAAACCGUGAAGGAGGGGUGGCAGAAAUGGACAUGAGCAAAACCGUGCUGUCACUGCACUCAUGCAAAGACACCUCGUCAUAUAACAUUCCACAUAUU